Messenger RNA from Oncorhynchus nerka (sockeye salmon), 1596 nucleotides. Its product is annotated as sperm microtubule inner protein 11-like. The record is from RefSeq and is a predicted model, not a curated record. Bases 297 to 761 code for a protein of 154 amino acids. The transcript has 5 exons. NCBI's taxonomy places the organism in Eukaryota, Metazoa, Chordata, Actinopteri, Salmoniformes, Salmonidae.
CUGUUCGAUUUGAGAAAGGCAUUCCCAUCCUUGAUGCUUUCGCCCGAUGACGUGAAGGGCCUUUGCCUGGUGCCACAGCAUAAUCGAAUCCGCUCAUUCAGAACAUUAUAGAUACAAAUCUAAUAAACAAAUCUGGCUGAUGUCUGGAACGCCAUCUGAUUGGUGGCACUUGUUACCAUGGUCCUGCGUAAAACAGAAGUUGUGAUUUAUUUACAGAGGCAAUUGCUUGCCUUUCCCACAUUUUCCUGCUAUCCUAAACAGCUUCAGACUGUUGCUGGCGACGGUAACGUUACUUUAUGGCUUUCUUCGGGAUAACGAAUUUGGGCUAUCAAAACCCCAUCGGAGACAAUAUGUUAUUGUGUCCGAGAUCGUCUGCUUCUCCCGGUGAUGAGGUGGAUUCAAGGAGCUGGGCUAAACAGUCAGGACUGCCCUCCAUCCAAGUCCAGAGGGGACCCCCAAAAUGCACUGACACUGGCAGUAUCUACAACCAGCCUUCUCCCUUCAGCCAAGACAUACACCAAGGGAGCCAGGGGCGAUACAGAGAGAUGCUCAAACGGGUUCAGAUACCAAGAUCCCCGAAUCAGCUGUACUCCGUGCCCCUGACAGACAGCCAUCAGUGUGGAUGGUGGAUGUCUAAUGGAGGCCAAGGAAAGAUGCAUGAACCCUGGACCCAAGUCAGACGAUUCCCCCGCAAGAACAGUGAGAUGACCAAGUUUGUGAAAGAGAUGUCAAUGACGGACCGAGAGUUCAGCUUAUUCUGAUUUCCACUCCUGCAGUAACAUACACACACACACAAUCCCAUCCAAAGACCUCUGGGACCUUUACACUGUAAGGACUAUUGUGGUUUAAUAAACUGAGACAUUUUCAUCAUAGCAUGUUAUUUAUUUUUGUGAGCUACUGUAUCAGGUUGUCAAAUGACCUCUGCCUUUUCACUGGUAAAAUUGAGCUGUUACCUCUCUCUAGAGGAAUACAAUUGUAAUGCCCAUGAGGAAAUAAGAGUAUUUUGUUUCAGUAAUUAGUUAUUGUUACUCAGUAAGGUCAUUCAUUCGACCUUGGGGAUAGUAACUGACUAUCUCGGAUCAGAUACGAUAUUAUGACUGAAAAGUGUCUAGCCAAAUAUUUGAUACGGCAUGUUUGUAUAUUUAGUAAAGCUUGUAUUUGGCAUACUUUCAGUACAUUAACUAAAUCAAUCAAAUUAUAACACGAGGAAAACAUUUACUUAUCUUUAAAGUUUUUCUAAAUAAGCUAACAUUACAGUAUCAUUAAUAACAUAUGAGGUCAAAGGAAUAUCCAGAUAUCACUUGCUUUCUGUCAGUACACUUUUGGGCAGCAUAACCAGUUAUCCAUCACAUUUACCCCAUCCCCACCCUAACUCCUCCCUCAUCUUGUAGGCUCCUUCCCUGUGCUCGUGUACUGUAUGCAGUGUGCUUUAACUUGCUUGUCCCUUCCCAAUAUGCGUGUGUAAACUCCUGGAGUUUCAAUGUAAAUGUAAUGAUCUGUGAGAGAGGCACUCUACCUGAGAAACAAUGCUGUUUCUGAUUACAGGGUCAUUGAGUGAGUCAGUCAGCACUGAGCACACACACCAGUCUCAAUGGC